Molecule: messenger RNA, 759 nt
Organism: Cyprinus carpio (common carp)
Lineage: Eukaryota; Metazoa; Chordata; Actinopteri; Cypriniformes; Cyprinidae
Product: M-phase-specific PLK1-interacting protein-like
Cellular component (GO): centrosome; midbody; nucleus
Source: RefSeq, a predicted model, not a curated record
UAUUCAAAUGAUAAUCACCGAGAGACGGUUCUUGUUCCGGGUCGUGCUGUUUUGUUAUGCUAAGUGAAAAACGGGUUUAAGAGCGUCACGUUAUAAAUACAGUCGUAUUUUGAGGUUUGGGAAUCAUAUCUGGAAGCUAUGCAACGACCACAGUUUCGCCAUCCCCUCCAGGGCUCAGGUCCGCGGGCCGCAGGCUUCCGCAGCCCGCCUCCAGCCUUCGACAGGACAGGGGGUAUGUUUCCAUCGCCUCCGUGGGCAUUUUCAAACCCACCGCCGCCGUUUGGACCUAGAUUUGGACAGCGUUCUCCCAAUACCCCACCGAGAGAGUUUGGUGGUAACAGAGGCGGCGGCGGCGGUGGUGGUGGGAAGUAUUUUAACGGUCGGUCUCCGGCUCACACCCCGCGCAGAUCGAGCCCCAGUCCCCGCGGCGCACCGUUCGGACGCUCGCCGUAUGAGAGUCCCAGACGACACUCUGGAUAUCAGGGUUCACCACGGACAUCUACACCGUUUGGGUCAGCGCAUGGCAGGGAGAGAGGGACAAAUGAUAUGGAAAAAUAUUACAAACCAUCAAUGCUCCAAGAUCCCUGGGCUGACCUACAGCCCAUCUCAGUUACACAAACUCAGUCUAAAUGCAACCCCAAACUAACCAAUACAAGCAGACAAGGGAGGUACUACAAUUAAAACUUUAUCAAACUUCAGUGAAAGAGGAAAGUCACUGAACAGUCCUUUUUUAUUUAGUGCACUAGUAGUGCACUAAAU